UUUCGAUACUUCCAAAGCUUUCCAACGGCCCUCACAAAGACCAUCUCAUCUCAUCUCACUUUGUUUUAAUCGAAACCUACCUGUCUUCUUCAUCCCCACUUAUACACUCACGCCCACAACAACAAAAUAAACAUCCUUCCUGUGAUCGGAUCGGUUUAUUAUUGAUUUAUCGAAAUGGCAACAGCUACUAAUAUGAUGCACAUUGCUAUAGCAAGACCCCCCUCAACCUUUUCUUCUCGUGAAGCUUCAAAACCAUGCGUUGCGCUUUUCACUAGUAACAUUACAUGUGCAAAACUUAAAGCCUCAUCUCACAUCUCUUCUACACAUUCAUUAUCUCAAAAUGUCAAUUCGACUCCUUUGAGAUUUGGAAGAAUGAUCACAAAAGCCAUGUCAGAUUCCAAUGACGUAAAACCCCUUCCAGGGCUGCCUAUUGAUCUAAGAGGAAAGAGGGCAUUCAUUGCUGGUGUAGCUGAUGAUAACGGGUAUGGUUGGGCAAUAGCCAAAUCGUUAGCUGCGGCUGGUGCUGAGAUUCUUGUUGGCACAUGGGUCCCCGCACUCAACAUAUUCGAGUCUAGUCUUCGAAGGGGCAAGUUUGACGAAUCACGUGUGUUGCCAGAUGGGUCUUUGAUGGAAAUUACUAAAGUGUACCCCUUAGAUGCUGUUUAUGAUACCCCUGAAGAUGUUCCCGAGGAUGUAAAAGCAAACAAGCGUUAUGCAGGGUCCUCGAAGUGGACUGUAAAGGAAGUAGCUGAAUCUGUGAAAGAGGAUUUUGGCAGCAUUGACAUUCUUGUGCACUCAUUAGCCAAUGGGCCUGAGGUUAGCAAACCUCUCUUAGAAACAUCCAGGUAUGGAUAUCUUGCUGCCAUCUCUGCAUCAAGCUAUUCUUACGUAUCUUUGCUCCAGCAUUUUGCCCCGAUAAUGAACCGCGGCGGUGCUACUAUUUCUCUGACCUACAUUGCUUCUGAAAGGAUCAUACCCGGAUAUGGUGGAGGUAUGAGUUCAGCGAAAGCUGCUUUGGAGAGUGACACACAAGUAUUGGCAUUUGAAGCAGGAAGAAAACACGGAAUCAGAGUAAACACAAUAUCUGCAGGACCACUUAGAAGUCGUGCUGCUAAGGCGAUCGGUUUUAUUGAUAUGAUGAUUGAUUAUUCAUCAGAGAAUGCACCGCUGCAGAAAGAACUAUCAGCAGAGGAGGUGGGAAAUGCGGCUGCUUUUCUGGCAUCACCGCUGGCUUCAGCCAUCACAGGGACGGUGUUGUAUGUAGAUAACGGGCUUAAUGCAAUGGGAGUUGGAGUUGAUAGCCCGGUUUUUAAGGAUCUCGACAUACCUAGAGGCAACAAAAAUUAAGGUGGUGAGCAAGCACAAUGUUGGUUCGGUGUUCCAAAUAAGUUGUAGUUGAACUGUUUGAAUAGCUUAACUUGGAUUUACAGUUUUACAUUAAAAUAGAAAAUUGGCCAGUCUUGACAUUGUGCGCUAAAAGUAACAUUUUUAGGGCGGUUUAUAAUCGUUCAAAAUAAAGAAAAAUUGGAGAUUUGGGAA
Helianthus annuus (common sunflower) is the source of this 1539-nucleotide messenger RNA. RefSeq names its product enoyl-[acyl-carrier-protein] reductase [NADH], chloroplastic. The record is from RefSeq and is a predicted model, not a curated record. Gene Ontology annotation, molecular function: enoyl-[acyl-carrier-protein] reductase (NADH) activity. NCBI's taxonomy places the organism in Eukaryota, Viridiplantae, Streptophyta, Magnoliopsida, Asterales, Asteraceae. The coding region runs from base 175 to 1347 and encodes 390 amino acids. Gene Ontology annotation, biological process: fatty acid biosynthetic process. The transcript has 13 exons.